AUGGUGAAGUACAUCAUUGCCAAGUAUAACGCCGACAAGUCCAAAGUCUUCAUGACCGGCAGGUCAUCGGGGUCAAUGAUGACCAACGUGAUGGCGGCCGCAUAUCCCGAGAUCUUCGUCGCUGGUGCGCAAGGGAAGAUCAUUAAGACCGGAGCUGAGUGGGCUGCCAUUGCUAGGGACAUGUAUCCCGGCUACACCGGAGCGUAUCCAAGAAUGCAAUUUUGGCACGGGACUGUCCACGGUAUCCUCAACUACCAAAAUUUACAUCAAGAGGUAAAGCAGUGGACGACUGUCUGGGGUGUUGCGGAUGUGCAGCCGGUGACAUCGACUGAUUCGCCCGAGGCUGGAUAUACGAGGGUGAACUAUGGUGAUAAAGUAGAGAGCGUCAGUGCUGAUAAUAUUGGCCAUGAUAUACCGGUAAAUGAGGAGGAGUCGCUGAAGCGGUUCGGGAUCUAA
This is a messenger RNA of Pseudogymnoascus destructans, 456 nucleotides long. RefSeq lists its product as uncharacterized. Gene Ontology annotation, molecular function: hydrolase activity. The record is from RefSeq and is a predicted model, not a curated record. The transcript is spliced from 2 exons. Gene Ontology annotation, cellular component: extracellular region. The coding region runs from base 1 to 456 and encodes 151 amino acids. Lineage: Eukaryota; Fungi; Ascomycota; Leotiomycetes; Thelebolales; Thelebolaceae.